Talaromyces amestolkiae is the source of this 2160-nucleotide messenger RNA. RefSeq lists its product as uncharacterized. The transcript has a single exon. The record is from RefSeq and is a predicted model, not a curated record. Lineage: Eukaryota; Fungi; Ascomycota; Eurotiomycetes; Eurotiales; Trichocomaceae. Bases 1 to 2160 code for a protein of 719 amino acids.
AUGGUUCGGCACAAUGAAGCGCCUCGUGAUAGUAUAGACAGCACUCUGCCUCAGAUGUCGGAUCUUGUGCCCGCUGAUGGCUCGCUAUUCCGUCCCUCCCAUGCUCGACAACCGUCACAUCCCAAUGUGUUCUCAGACGACUACUCGAUCGACUCAAUUGACGCACCUCUCUUUUCCAACCAUCAACGAAACCAUUCCUUUUCUUCCUUUGACUCAACCUCUACCGUUGAACCACGACGUUGCGAUACACCUAAGCCAGUGGCCGAAAAUAGCACACGAGUGAACCUGUUGGAUCAGCAGCCGAAUCGCCGGUCGCUGGCUUCUGUCCAUCAGCAGGAUGAGUCUUUAACACUAGGUAGGACUGUCAGUCGUCAGUCCCAUGCAUCCUCUGCCUCGAUUGAGGACCUUAAUCCUUUUGCGGACCAACCAAAUCCGUCAUUUGCCGAGAGCGCUCGGCCUUCGAGUAUUCGAAAGGGCAUAACUGCAUUAAAUCGACAGUCUACGGUUUCGACUACCUCGACGCGGUCAGGAUAUACUGCAGUGCCACGGGCGAUGAGUCCAUAUCGUGGCGCGACGACUGGUCCUAGUCAUCCGUAUGCAAUGUACCCGCAAGUUGGUGUCGGUCGAUCGCCUAGUGUUGCCACAGUAUCGACAAUACGACACGCCGACAGCCCACUGAGAGGGCCAACCGGGCCACAACACCCGUACGGGAUGUAUCCGCAAAAUAUCGACUAUGAAGAAGAUUUAGGGGAUCAGCCAAUCCCAGUUGGCUUCCCUCCUCGUGGAAUACAGCCUCAAGGAGCUACGACACAAGCAGAUGAGGUUGGGGACAUCAUAGGCCCAGACGGUCAUCUCGAACAACUCCCACCAUAUUCGCGCUAUCCCGAUGGCGUAAUCCGGCCAACAAUGGGCAGGGGUCCUGCCAGCAUAGCCAGUGACAUAAGAGGACGAUGGGAACGAUAUCAAGACGAGCCACAUACCAGGUCAGAUUCCUCUUCAGGAUCUGGGACCUUGAUCAAUGUCGACUCUUCAGAACCAUUACGGUCACCAACCACGUCAUCUGGCCGUUCAUCAACUUUAGUAGCGCCCGUGCCGCUAGAGGAGAAAUUACGUCAAAAAGGUCAACGGAAAUGCUGCGGCGCGCCGAUCUGGCUUGUGGUAAUGUCGAGUAUGACCAUGGUGAUUUGUGCACUCUUGGGUGGUGUCAUCGGUGGUGUACUAGGUGAAAGGGCGGCCGAACAUCGGGCACAGCUCGCAGCUGCUAAGCAUUCCUCGCAUCCGGCGAGUGUGGUUACCGUGACUUACACAUCCGAUGUUUCACCUUAUACGUCCACGCCCACAGGUAUCGCUGCUCUUCCGACGGGUAAUUAUCAGGUUCCUUGGACAGUCACCAAUGUGUCCAAAUUCUGUGUUAGCACGUCUAAGCAGCAAUCCUGGAAUUGCCAGAUCAUGGACCCGCUUCCUAUUGACAUUCAAGGAUCCUCCUUCAUGUCUAGUAGCCUUACUGUCCAGCAACCUAGCAUUCAAGAUGGUCAUUUUAACUAUGGCGCCCAGCUCCCUUACGACAUCAACCCCCUUCAGCAACAACUCAAUAUCAUGAUCGACAAGGAAGACCCCCAGUUAGGGCCUGCGCUUUUUUUCCAAACAAUGUUCAACAAACUCGUUAUAGUUCAAGACUCUCAAGAUAUGCAGUCGAAACGCUCACUCGAUGAAAGGGACACCAGCGGAUUUGUCAAUGGGCAAAAUCAAAAUACAAACUACCCGAAGCCUUGGUUUUGUUGGUGGAACCAGACACAAUUCGAGACAUUCAUUUAUAUAAAUCAAACCCAGGACGCCACGGGUUCCGGAACAACUUCGACCACAAGUUCAACCACACAGCCUGCCUCGAUCACAACGGCUCCAUCCCCUACGUCGGGAUCUCAGAAGCGAGAUCUAGAUCUAUUACUUCGUGAUAGCAUUACCGGUAAUUAUCCUAGGAAGGUUAAGAUCAAGGAAAACCGGGUGAAUCCCACUGCGCCACAAGCAUAUUGCCAGCAGAUGCAGGUCAACCCAGACAACAGCAUUACUCCGAUCGUGGGUCAGCGUUUCAACAUCAACGAAACGGUCCCGACGGGUGAGCAUGGCGGCCCUGUCCCGUGCUAUUGCGAGUGGAUGACCUGA